UCAGAAUUUUGAUGUACAAACUAAUCAAGAUUCUUUUUUUGCAAUAUCAAACAAAAUCAGUAAAUGUAACUAACGAAUAAGGGAGCAAACAAAUAGCAGAACUUGUGUAUUCAGUACUCUUGAUUAAUAGUUAAAUAGUGUAAGUAUCUAAGCAACGCUUCUUGUCGUUGAGGUGUCUGUUACAGAAGACAAACAGGAACGACAGAAGUAUGACCACAGGAAGAGAGAAAACAUUACCCAAAGGAAAAUGUAUAGAUGGGAAAGAAAUGUACACUGACAGAAGUGGUUGGUGGAGAAACACUAUUAAGGACUAUCCCAUUCCUGGCAGUUACCACAUUCGGGACUUCAUAGAGGAGAUGGGACUUAACCCUGUGCCUAGGACAUAUAGCUUCAAAGGCCCAGAGCGAAACACCCUCAUGUUGACUGUGCGUCGAGGGGACAUGCUAUUGCCUGGGGCAUAUAACUUCACCGACUCAACCAAUGAGGCUCUGCGGCGCCAGGCAACUUGCUCUUUCAAAAGCUGCCCCAGACCGGACAUCCACACUUUGGGCCUCAGGGAUAAGGAUAUUAACCUCUCACCCGGUCAUUAUGAUGUUACGGAGAAGCCUGUCCCCAAAUCACCCUGCAAACACGUGAUGUUUCGAUCAGUGGUACAGAGGGUCAGCUUUCUCCCGAAGGAGGGACCAGCACCUGGACAUUACAACCCAAGGCCAAGCACUGGCAUUGCAGUCACUUCCUGCUUUAGGUCUACUGUACCACGGCUGUACAGCGCGCACUCUGGAACUCCAGGACCAGGUGUGUAUGAGCCCACGUGGCACAAAGGUCAGCGGCUUAGCACUGAUGUCAAAGUGGACUGGGCCCAUGACCUCCUUUUUCGCAACAUACCUUGAACUUCAUGUAUUCCUUUUAUAUUUCCCAUUCUUUUGCAAUUAAAGUGUUUCCAGCUGACCUUGAAAUAUGGUUGAAAUACAGCACUGUCAGCUGUUGUUUUAACACUGUGGGGGAAAAAAAUCAAUAAUUCUGAAUUGUUGUAAAAAAAAAAGUUAACAAAAGAUGUGUCAACACUGAAAGUUUAACAAGAUAUGGAAGAGACAUUGAAACAACAUUGCCAUAUUUACAUUGAUUCGAUUUGAAAAAUCAAAACAAAAUUCAAUAGUGAUUCAACCUUGAUCCAUGAUGUUGCUUCACCUGUGAAUAAUUGUUGAAAUGCUGACUGCUUGCCUCUUAAAAGGGUACAAAUCGACCAAAAAUGAUUAUGUAAUACAUAUUUUUAAAAAUACUGUUUUAAGAUUUAAGAUUAAAGUAUACUACAGGUGCACAUUUAAUACAUUUUCGCACACUAUUUUUACAAGGGAAGGUUUCAUUGCUAUCUCUAUUAUGUCAUGAUCUGACCGCCCAUAUCCACCUUUUUCCUAACGAGCCCAUUGCGUUUUAAAUUAUGUGAGGAACUUCCGAGGAACUUCCGGUUUACAUUUUCAUUCAUUUUCUAUUUUCAGAAGUCAGGAGAAUAACAAUAUUAAUGUGACAUGAUAUAACAACAAUAUCUAGAAUAGCUCUUUUCAGCCUGCUGCAUUGUUUUCCUCCUCAUUAUUUUCAUGCUUCCUUUGUAUUCCGCUGUAAGCAAAUGAAAAAAGACAACAUAUACUGUGCAUUUGUGGCUUGUUCUCCCGAUUUAAUUUAUGAUAUAAACCAUGAAUAAUUCCCUGGAAUGCACUAUAUAUAUAUAUAUAUAUAUAUAUAUAUGUCUCUUUCCAGGUUUGUUUUUU
This is a messenger RNA of Onychostoma macrolepis, 1766 nucleotides long. RefSeq names its product sperm-tail PG-rich repeat containing 4 (gene stpg4). The transcript has 7 exons. Bases 210 to 890 code for a protein of 226 amino acids. Gene Ontology annotation, molecular function: histone binding; chromatin binding. Lineage: Eukaryota; Metazoa; Chordata; Actinopteri; Cypriniformes; Cyprinidae. Gene Ontology annotation, cellular component: female pronucleus; germinal vesicle; male pronucleus. Gene Ontology annotation, biological process: epigenetic programing of male pronucleus. The record is from RefSeq and is a predicted model, not a curated record.